GCAUCAUUCCAGCUGAGUAGUGUUCUGUUCAACUGAUGGACUGUAAGUCGCCAUGGAUGCCUCCAUUAUUUCAACCACAGAUUAAAUUGCAGCAUUCAACAAUGCAGCAUGCAAGCGAUGCAGCGAAGCCUGAUCAACCAACUUACAUUAGCCUUGCAUUGGGUCUCUCACUAGCUGCUUAUAUAUAGCCCCCUCCACAGUCCACACUCCACAGCGAGUGUAGCAGCAACUAAUCGAAGAAAGACCGACGAGCUAGCUGACCUAGCACACAUGGCUUCUUCUUCUUCCACCUGGAGCUCGCUCGCCGUGCCAGUGGUGGUGGCCGUCGUCUUGCUCCUGGGGACCAGCACCACGUCGACCCAGGCGGCGCGCCUCCUCGAGGAACUCGUCCCCGGCGUACCGAUGCCCGCGAUCCCGACCAUCCCCACCGUGCCGACGAUCCCCACCGUGCCCGGAGUGCCGGCGGUCGUUCCCACCAUCCCGACCAUCCCCACCGUGCCGACGAUCCCCACGGUGCCCGGAGUGCCAGAGCUGCCGGUGCCGCCAGUUCCCGGAGCCGCCGGAGGCGUGGUGCCAAGCCUGCCACUGCCGCCAGUUCCGGGAGCCGUCGUGCCCACCUUGCCCGGAGUGCCGAGCCUGCCACUGCCGCCGGUUCCCGGAGCCGCCGGAGGCGUGGUGCCCACGGUGCCGCUGCCCACCGUGCCCGGAGGACUUCCGAACCUGCCACUGCCGCCAGUUCCCGGAGCCGCCGGAGGCGUGGUGCCAAGCCUGCCACUGCCGCCAGUUCCGGGAGCCGUCGUGCCCACCUUGCCCGGAGUGCCGAGCCUGCCACUGCCGCCGGUUCCCGGAGCCGCCGGAGGCGUGGUGCCCACGGUGCCACUGCCCACCGUGCCCGGAGGACUUCCGAACCUGCCACUGCCGCCAGUUCCCGGAGCCGCCGGAGGCGUGGUGCCAAGCCUGCCACUGCCGCCAGUUCCGGGAGCCGUCGUGCCCACCUUGCCCGGAGUGCCGAGCCUGCCACUGCCGCCGGUUCCCGGAGCCGCCGGAGGCGUGGUGCCCACGGUGCCACUGCCCACCGUGCCCGGAGGACUUCCGAACCUGCCACUGCCGCCAGUUCCCGGAGCCGCCGGAGGCGUGGUGCCAAGCCUGCCACUGCCGCCAGUUCCGGGAGCCGUCGUGCCCACCUUGCCCGGAGUGCCGAGCCUGCCACUGCCGCCGGUUCCCGGAGCCGCCGGAGGCGUGGUGCCCACGGUGCCACUGCCCACCGUGCCCGGAGGACUUCCGAACCUGCCACUGCCGCCAGUUCCCGGAGCCGCCGGAGGCGUGGUGCCAAGCCUGCCACUGCCGCCAGUUCCGGGAGCCGUCGUGCCCACCUUGCCCGGAGUGCCGAGCCUGCCACUGCCGCCGGUUCCCGGAGCCGCCGGAGGCGUGGUGCCCACGGUGCCACUGCCCACCGUGCCCGGAGGACUUCCGAACCUGCCACUGCCGCCAGUUCCCGGAGCCACCGGCGGUGUCGUGCCCACCGUGCCUCUGCCGCCGCUCCCCGCCGUGCCGGGCGUCCCGCUGCCGGAUGUGCCGGCCGUGCCCGGCGUCCCGCUGCCGGCGCCGGUCGUCCCCGCCGUGCCUUAGGUCGGUCCCGGCGAGUCGCCAGUCGCUGGCCGGCCGGCUCCGGCGGCUUAACUAUACCCUUGACCGUGUCCGUGUGCAUUGGCUGCACGCCAGCAGCUCGAUCUACUUACGUACGUGUGUUAAGUACAGUACAUGACCUUGCAUGUGUUGGUUACGUUAAGUGGGAUAUGCGUACUGAACGUGUGUACGGUAUGCAUGGAUCAGUAUAUAUGUUUGUGGUGUCACUCUCUUUGUACGUGUGCAAAACUUUAACAAAUUAUACGUGGUAUAUUACGAA
This is a messenger RNA of Oryza brachyantha (malo sina), 1906 nucleotides long. Its product is annotated as formin-2-like. The record is from RefSeq and is a predicted model, not a curated record. NCBI's taxonomy places the organism in Eukaryota, Viridiplantae, Streptophyta, Magnoliopsida, Poales, Poaceae. Bases 271 to 1629 code for a protein of 452 amino acids. The transcript has a single exon.